AAAAACAUUAAAAUCCUGAGAAUUCGCCGAGAGACGAAAUACCAACACGAACGUUUCGCGUAAUGCAAUUUACUUGGUUCACGAAAGUCAAUAUACAUGAUGCAUGCUACGACCUGAGCGAGUUAGGUUAACUGCUAGGCCAACAAAAGUGCGAACGACUCCUUUCACCUCCCACGAUGAGCAAAAGAAGACAGAUAUAGAGGCAAAACGGAGGGAAUUAAUGGCACGUGGCCUUCCGAAAUCAAAACCUUUGAAAGGUGUCAAACAAAUUGUCGUCAUAGCGUCUGGAAAAGGUGGCGUCGGUAAAUCUACCACGGCCGUAAAUUUAUCCAUCGCUUUGAAACUUACUGAGCCGCAGAAGUUGGUCGGUUUGCUCGAUGCCGACGUAUUUGGUCCAUCAGUACCAUUAAUGAUGAACAUACGACAAUCUCCUACAGUGAACGACAGAAAUCUUAUAGAACCUGUUACAAACUAUGGUAUCAAAUGCAUGUCUAUGGGCUUUCUAAUUGAUGACAAGUCUCCUGUUAUUUGGAGAGGAUUAAUGGUAAUGAACGCCAUUGAGAAACUGUUGCAUCAAGUCGCAUGGGAUCCGUUAGAUUAUCUUGUUAUAGAUACUCCACCUGGAACAGGAGACACACAUCUUUCAAUCAUACAAAAUCUUCCGAUAGCUGGGGCCUUAUUAAUAAGUACACCUCAGAAGGCAGCUCUGGAAGUAACUAGAAGAGGAGCUAAUAUGUUUAAACGUCUGAACAUUCCAAUUAUUGGAAUUGUGGAAAACAUGAGUAAUGUUAUAUGCCCAAAAUGUAACAGUAGCAUUCCUCUUUAUAAUGGUGAAACACAAGUGAUUGCUAAAGAACUUGAUGUGCAAAUUCUACAAUCUGUCCCCUUGUCAGAAGAUAUUGUAAAUAGUUGUGAUACUGGUAAACCAAUUGUGUUAUCUGCAUCAGAAAGUACUCAAGCUGACGCAUACAAAUACUUGGCAAAACAUGUAAUUUCGUUCUUAGCCAAGCAACCACAAAAUUUAGAAUGACAUUUUUAGAUAUUUUCUUUUGAUUAUAAUUUUUUUGUAUGAAUAUGGAUGUUUACAAAACAUACGGAUAUUUUAAAAUUA
This is a messenger RNA of Frieseomelitta varia, 1111 nucleotides long. RefSeq names its product iron-sulfur protein NUBPL (gene Nubpl). Lineage: Eukaryota; Metazoa; Arthropoda; Insecta; Hymenoptera; Apidae. The transcript is spliced from 4 exons. The record is from RefSeq and is a predicted model, not a curated record. Bases 104 to 1030 code for a protein of 308 amino acids. Gene Ontology annotation, cellular component: mitochondrion. Gene Ontology annotation, biological process: iron-sulfur cluster assembly; mitochondrial respiratory chain complex I assembly. Gene Ontology annotation, molecular function: 4 iron, 4 sulfur cluster binding; ATP binding; ATP-dependent FeS chaperone activity.